AACCAGAUGUUUGUUUUGUGGAAUUAGGGUUUUGAAAUCUGUACCCUUUAUAACAUCGCAAACUCAACCAGACAGCAGAGAUAUUGACCAGACUGCACUUCUUCAACUCUCCAUAACAGUUUGAACUGAAGAUUUAAUCAACAAAAAUCAUGGCUGGUGAAGAUGGUGUUGUUCCAGUUGAGGCAGCUGCACCCGCACCUGCACUCGGUGAGCCAAUGGACACUAUGACUGCCUUGCAGCUUGUGCUUAGAAAAUCACUGGCUCAUGGUGGUCUUGUCAGGGGGCUUCAUGAGGCUGCAAAAGUGAUUGAGAAACAUGCUGCACUACUUUGUGUCUUGGCCGAGGACUGUAACCAACCAGAUUAUCAAAAGUUAGUCAAAGCUCUUUGUGCUGACCACAACGUGAGCUUGAUUACCGUUCCUAGUGCUAAGACCCUUGGCGAGUGGGCUGGUUUGUGCAAGAUAGAUUCGGAAGGCAAGGCAAGAAAGGUUGUUGGCUGCUCGUGCCUUGUUGUGAAGGAUUAUGGAGAGGAAAGUGAAGGUCUACACAUUGUCCAGGAGUAUGUCAAGUCUCACUAGAUAUGUAACAAGUGCUCAAAGUAUUUCAUGUGUGAUUGUUUAUCAACUCUUUUUACUUGGAUGAACAUUUCUUGUAGCAAAUUUUGGAUCAUUAAAACGAGUUCUCUCUUUAUAUUUUAAUUUGUCAAGCGUUCUAUCA
Molecule: messenger RNA, 717 nt
Organism: Helianthus annuus (common sunflower)
Lineage: Eukaryota; Viridiplantae; Streptophyta; Magnoliopsida; Asterales; Asteraceae
Product: 40S ribosomal protein S12
Exons: 5
Coding region: 150-578 (142 amino acids)
Biological process (GO): translation
Cellular component (GO): ribosome; cytosolic small ribosomal subunit
Molecular function (GO): structural constituent of ribosome
Source: RefSeq, a predicted model, not a curated record